Molecule: messenger RNA, 1565 nt
Organism: Neurospora crassa OR74A
Lineage: Eukaryota; Fungi; Ascomycota; Sordariomycetes; Sordariales; Sordariaceae
Product: dehydrase
Exons: 1
Coding region: 255-1244 (329 amino acids)
Biological process (GO): ubiquinone biosynthetic process; cellular respiration
Cellular component (GO): mitochondrion
Molecular function (GO): ubiquinone binding
Source: RefSeq, a predicted model, not a curated record
CAAAAAGUUCCCAGCUUUGUUUAUUUCGGCGCAUUCGGGUACGCCCAGUCGCCACCCUUCCAUAACCUCCACGAACCUUUCUAGCCUCCGCUUCUUCCUAAUCACUCAAAUAACAAGAGAACCCGGCACCGAAAACAUCAACAGCCAACCUCCACCACCCUGAACCGCAAACAUCCUCUCCCAACUACGAUAAUCGCGGCGCAAACCACCUUCCUCGACCGUUUACUCAGUCCACGAGACUUGUCCUCGACACAAUGCCACCAAGGCCUACUCUCCUUGUUCCUCCAAGCGUAACGCGCUUCCUCAAACCCCGAACGAGCAUCGUCCGAUCUCUCUCCUCCCUCACCACCACAAUCACAACCAGCAACACCACAUCCUCCCACCACACACACCAGCGGAGGAUAUCCUCACCACCUACACCAGUAACAACCACUACCGCCACCCGCUCUUACUCCUCCUGGCUCCUCUCCGCCGUCUCCUCCGCCGCCUCUGCCCUCAACAACGGUUCUCCCGGUGGUGGUGGUGGUGGUAACAACAACGCGCCAGAAACCGUCCUCCGCGCACGCCGCAUCCUUCCCUACCCGUCUGCGCACCUCUACAACUUGAUCGCCGACGUUUCCUCCUACAGCCAAUUCCUGCCGCAUUGCAGUCGGAGCGUAGUUACCGCUUGGGCGGAACAACCUACUAUCACAGCAGCAACAUCACCCGCCGAAAAGGGUGAGGCAGGGACAGAAACAGAGACAGAAACGCAAGAAAAUGGAAAUGGAAAGACAACAAAAUGGCCAGCCCGCGGCGACCUAACAGUAGGCUGGGGUCCCUUUACCGAGUCCUACUCGUCACGCGUCUACUGCGUUCCGGACGAUGGCGAAGGGUUGGGCAUCGUGGAGGCUGUUAGUGGGAAUGCUACUACUACUAUCCCUGCUACUGUUCUCCAGCAAUUUGGCUACCACCAGAGUUCGCCGUCAGAUGAUACGACGGAGAAGAUGGAGGGCUUGUUUGAGAGUCUGGUGACGAGGUGGACGGUGAGGAGCGUGCCGCCGGCUCCAACUCCGAAGAAGAAGAAGAGCCAAGGGGGAGGAGAGGGCGUUACCGACAACGACAAAUGGACAGAGGUGGCGCUGAGUGUGAGGUUCAAGUUUGCGAGUCCGGCGCUGGGGUUUGCGGUGGGACAGUUGGCGGGGCAGAAGGUGGAUGAGAUGGUUGCGGCUUUUGAGGAGAGGGCUAGGAGGACUUGGAAGAGGUGAUGGGGCGAAGGAGGAUUGAUGUCUGGUAACAGGAUGUCAAGCCUGGAUUGACGUCGAGGGGUUUCAUGGUAGUGGUCCACGGCCCGGGUCGACCUCAUAAACUUCGCUGGAUGAAUCUUGUUAGAGGGAGUUGAUUAAUAUCCCGGGUCAAGAAGAUCCAACUGGGGAAGUGUUGGGAGUACUAGACUAGACUAGAUGGCAUGGCGAGCAGCGCUGCUUCUUGAUAUCACUGUAUUGUUACCCUGACUAAGACAUAGACGGCGUGGCUUGGGAUUGCAAGACAUAGACAUGCUAUUGUCAGGAAUGGACAAGAUACCCUAC